Dentiscutata heterogama is the source of this 681-nucleotide messenger RNA. Lineage: Eukaryota; Fungi; Glomeromycota; Glomeromycetes; Diversisporales; Gigasporaceae. The record is from the annotation of a GenBank genome assembly.
AUGGGUAAUUCACAUUCAUCUAGUAAAUCGUUUCGUAAAAAACUCUCAAAGAAAAAAUCUUUACAAAAAUUGAUCAACUCAGAAUCUUUAAAGCAACAACCGAUAUAUGAUCCAUCUAAAUUUCAUUUACCAAAGAAUGAUAAAGAUAUUGAUAGAAUGCAUGAGCAGCACUUUUUAUUCAACCAUAUUUGGGGAUGCAAUUUUUCGUCACCGAUUGAGCGAAAAUUGCAUAAAGGAGCAAUAGUAUUAGAUGUUGGCUGUGGUCCAGGAACUUGGCUCCUGGAAAUGAGUACAACUUAUCCACAAUCUCAAUUUUACGGCAUAGAUAUUGAACAAAUAUUUCCAAAAGAAAUAAAACCAGGAAAUUUAGAAUUCAUUCAAUCUGAUAUUACAAAUGGUAUUAAAUUCGAUAAUGAUCACUUUGACUUUGUAAGAAUGAGUCUUUUGGCUCCAUUUCUUCAAGAAGAUAAAUGGAUUCGUGUUUUAAGAGAAUUAAUACGAGUGUUAAAACCUGGUGGAUAUAUCGAGAUCAUAGAACAUGAAUUACAAUAUAAUAUCGGUUCUUGCUUCUCUAUGCUAAUCACACCUUUGUUAAAUUUCAUAAGAUCGACGGGUGCCAACGUCCAAAUAAUGCAAAAAAUCGAUUCACUACUUACAACAUCAUCAUCAUCGAAUCAUCGU